Messenger RNA from Daphnia carinata, 1113 nucleotides. RefSeq names its product cytoplasmic dynein 2 light intermediate chain 1-like. The record is from RefSeq and is a predicted model, not a curated record. Lineage: Eukaryota; Metazoa; Arthropoda; Branchiopoda; Diplostraca; Daphniidae. Gene Ontology annotation, molecular function: dynein heavy chain binding. Gene Ontology annotation, biological process: intraciliary transport involved in cilium assembly; intraciliary retrograde transport. The coding region runs from base 73 to 810 and encodes 245 amino acids. Gene Ontology annotation, cellular component: axoneme; ciliary basal body; cytoplasmic dynein complex. The transcript is spliced from 6 exons.
GCGGUAUCGGCAAUUGACUUCUAAACAUCUGGUCUCUGAAGUUCACGUUCACUGAGCUACUAUACGGUGAAAAUGAAUAAACCAGAGGAGCUUUGGAGCAUCGCUGUAAAAGAAGGGCUGAAUAAUUAUGAACGUAAUGGGCAACCGGAAAUCCAAACUCUGUUUUUAGUGGGAGCUCCUAAAUCCGGGAAAACUACUUUGAUUCAUGCUUUUCUGGACAAAGAUGAUGAGCCUAAGGUUUCACUUCCUGUGGAAUACACGUAUAUUCGAAGGACUAACAAACAUAUGGUAAAAGACAUCUGUUACAUCUGGGAAGUCGACACUGCGAACAUUAAUUUCAUUAAUCUGUUAACGAAAAACGAAGAGCUGGAAAGGAUUUCUGUAUUGUUUGUUAUAGAUCUUGUGGAUGUUCACGAUCUAUGGAAUGCCUGUAAACGUAUAGAAGAACUUAAGAUAAACUUCGAGGCAGAACAAAAGACUGUUAUUGCAUUCGGAAUUUUAGGGACGAAAUACGAUCUUUUUGAGAGUUUAUCAACUGAGAAAAAGCUCAUUCUUUGUCGAAUCGCAAAACACUAUGCUACCAUAGUUGAUGGUCAUUUGAUUUUUUGCACCAGAAAAGAUCGGACCACAAUGAAGGUGGCUAAAGAUCUAUUUUCACACUUGGCAUUUACAACAAAAUUUAGCCAUCCGCUUCGAUUCGAUUUGAGUUCUCCUGUAAUAAUUCCAAAAGGUGGUGAGAAUAAAAGUGAUAUCAACUACUUACACAACACAUUUGAAAUACAGUUCGCUCAUUUGGUAAGUGAAAUUUAAAAUCGUUAAUGUAUACCCACCACCAUUUACGCUUCAAUCCCUUGAGCCGCGAAAAUGUUGAUACAGAAUUUAUAAUAGCUACAACUAAUUUUAAAAUACAAAUAAUCUGUUGGUUUACUAUUACAGCCGGUCACUAGUAAUCUGAAUGACGACGAUCCUGCCAAAGAUCUAAGUUAUGCAAAUGAAACAAUCGACAAAGAAAGAAAGAAAUACCUUGAGAAAAUCGAAAAAGCACCUUAAUAUCUGUGACACAACUGUGUCUACGUGAGAAAACAAUACAACGCAGGCGUUUUGCCAACAAAA